CUCCGGCUUGUCUCUUUAUUAUCACGAUAAAUAGAUUUUCUCGACAAACCGAAGCUAAAGAGAUAGAGAUAUAGAUAGAUAGAUAGAUAGUUGGAUGGAUGGAUGGAUGGAUGGAUGGAUGGAUGGAUAGAUGGAUGGAUGGUUAGAUGGAUAUAGACGGAGAUAGUGAAAGAAAGCAAGAAGUGAGAGUGAGAAAGCGCGAAAAUUCGUUGGAAAUCCGACGACAUUGACAACGUCAAGGAGAAGAACAAGAAGAGAAGAAAGAGAAAGAAGAAGAAGAAGAAAAAGAAGAAAAAGAAGGAUAAGAAUAAAAAGAAGAAGGAUUUUAAAGGAGUGGUCGAUGCAAUUAUUGCAACGGAGAAUAAGAAGAGAGGAUAAAUAAAACGAAACGAACAUACAUAUAACAAGUAUCGUAGUAUUGAUACGAAGUAUAACGAAGUAUACCGAAGUAUACGAAGAAUUUCUUGUUAACGUGAUGUCAAGGUCGAUGUGCUUCGAAGGAUUCGCGACAAGGCGUGCCACCGAUUCGUGAUACAUUUAACCUGUCGUUAUUUCCAAAACGACAAACGAUCUCUACGAUCGUAUUCAACGUCAGACAAUCAUCGAUAAAGGAUUAUAUAUUCUUCUGGAAGAUCGUAAGAGAUAGGAAAGAAGAGAAGAGAAGAGAAAAAAAGAAAAACAAAUAGAAAAUUUAAAUAAAAUAAAUCGAAGAACGACAAAGGAAAGGAAAGGAAAGGAAAGGAAAGGAAAAAAGAAAAUACGUAUUUUGUAUAAUACGUAUGACAUUUAAGCGGUGUGCGUGAGUGCGCGCGCGUGUGUGUGUUUAUAUGAGAAAGAAGCGAGCGUGGUAAACACGCCCAUAAAGUGGAACGAGGGAGAUUGGCGGUGGUGGCAACGUCGGCGACGGCGACGUGGGGGGGGGGGGACGCACAGAGGUGGAUCUUGAAUUUGGCUGCCAGUAGGACAUCGGCGGUCGUGAGGAACGGACGCGAGUAGAAGGUGAAGGAGAAAGGACGAAGAGAGAAUAAGAAGAAGAGGAGAGGGAAUAUUUAUUACAAUACUCUCUCUUCUUAACGAUUAAUUACGAGAUAUACUGUUGAUCUUAUCUCAAACAAUCGUAUUAUUAUUUAUUAUUACGCCGAUACGUUGCGAACGUUUCUUCGAUUUUUUUUUUCUUUUGUGUUCAUUUAACUAAAUAUCAGUGUUAUUAGAUCGCAUAAAUCACGACGAAAUCGUUACGGAUAUUUUUAACGAAGAUCGAUCAAUUGAUAUCGAUCGUUUGAUCGAUCGAUCGAUCGUGUGUCUCCUCGUCGUUAUCUCAUCUGUGUGCAGUGUACGUGCUUGUGUGUCCUCCGUGCGCUCGUUCCUUCGUUCGUGAAUUUGUGCGUUUGUGGGAGGAGUGCGCACGAAAGAAGAAGGAAGGACAUUUUAUAUUAUCAUUCGCAAUAUUAUCAUCGAUUGUGAUCAUUCAAGACAGUGGCUUUUAUUUUUCUUUUCUUUUCUUUUCUUUUCUUUUCUUUUCUUUUUUUCUUUUUUUCUCUUCUUUCACUCUGUGUCGCGCGUCGUCCCUUCGAUAAAUGAGAUUUUUCUAUCGAAGAGAAAAUCAAGCGGACGAAGUUCGUUAUCGUCGAUUAUAAAAGAACAACGACGACGACGACAACGACGACAACGACGACGACGACGACGACGACAACGACAACGACGACGACAUCAUCAUCAAUUUUUUACCAUAGGAAUUAUAUUUCUGUGCUACGGUCACACGUCUAUGUGUUUAUCAUAGUGUUUCAUCAUAUAAAACGUUCUUGGACAUGAAAUUAAAUUAUCCGGACGUCAUGCCAAUUACGAGGAUCAUCGUUUUCUUCGCCCUAUGCAUCGCGCCUAUCGCAAAAGCAGGCGAGGGUGCCCAAUAUUUUCGUUUCAAGCCGAGAAAUAGUUCCGUGCUUGAACGUGGCGAGGUGAUAAUACCCUGCGAGGUCGAGAAUAGGGUCGGCAUCGUUCAGUGGGUCAAAGACGGCUUUGCUUACGUCGUACAACCGAUGAGUGGCCAGAUCGUUGGUCAUCCGAGAUUAAGACUGAUCGGCGAUCAAAAUGCAGGAGUUUAUAAUCUUCAAAUUACCGAUGCAUCCUUAACCGACGAUGGAGAAUAUCAGUGUCAGGUUGGACCACAUAUACGCGUCAAGCCGAUCCGUGCGAACGCUCAUCUCACCGUUAUCUCGCCACCGCAAAAGGUCGAGAUAAGUAGUCACAUGUAUAAGAAAAAAAUGGAUGGGGGAAGUGGUCACUCGAGUAAGAAAAAGAUCGAGGUAAAAGUUGGAGAAUCGACGCGUUUGGAAUGCGUCGUAAGAUCGGCUAAACCAGCUGCUACGAUUGUUUGGUAUCGUGGAAACGUUCAAAUCAAAGGCGGCGAUACCAGUAUUACGCCGAUAUCAAUCGAGGGUGACAAGGAGAUGCUGAAGCCCGGUUUGAUAACGAAGAAACUUCUCAAAUACGAUACCCACGGAUCUAUCACGAUCGUCCCCACUGCCGACGAUGAUGAGAUGGAUUAUACCUGCGAAGCCAAUCAUCCAGCAAUUCCCAUUAAUCGUCCGAUGCGGGCGACCAUCAAACUCUCCGUUUUCUAUCCACCAGGCAUGCCGUACAUCGAGGGUUACACAGAGGGUGAAACCGUACAACGCGAUCAACAAGUGGAGCUCACCUGUCGAUCGAGGGGUGGAAAUCCACCUGCCCAAAUCGUUUGGUUUAGAAAUGACCAACAAGUCACGACGGAAUAUCGUUCAGAAGGUAGCCUAUCGGAGAGUAUAUUAUCGUUCAAGGCUAUGGCACAAGACGACAAGGCACGAUACAGAUGCGAGGUGUCCAAUAUCAUGAGCGUUGAACCCAUGAAAGUCCACGUUGACCUCACUGUACUUUUCGUACCAGCGGGCGUGAUAAUCACCGGGCCGACCGAAGCAAAGGCAGGCGAACAAGUAGUGAUUACUUGCACAACAGAGAACUCAAACCCACCGGCGGAUAUAAAGUGGUCGGUAGACGGUCGGAACUUUGAGAAUAGCACGUCGAAAACAGAACCGGCGUCUCAGGGUGGUUGGAUCACAACUUCGAAUGUGACUUUCAGUAUAAAUCACAAGAGUAGAAGCAUCGUUGUUAUCUGCCACGCGUCGAAUGCGAAACUUGCUGAGAACGUGGUUGGCACACAUACUAUCAAUGUCAUCUAUCCACCCUCGAACCUCUUCGUCACUGGUUAUGAAGAGGGUACAACUAUAGACGCCGGCACGGUAUUAAGACUUCAAUGCACAGCCACCGCUGGUAAUCCACUGGCAACUCUGACGUGGUAUAAAAACGAUAGAAAGAUUCUUGGUACUUCUAGAACGAGAGAUCAAGCUGUAUCCAGUGAAUUAGCGAUACUGGUUAAUGCAUCGGAUAACAAUGCACACGUUAGAUGCGAAGCAACCAAUUCGGCAACCGAGAUACCACUGAUGAAAACAUUGAUAUUGAAAGUCAAUUUUCCACCCGAAAAAGUGAAGAUCACGCGAGACCCGCAAGAUUUUCAUGCAGGUCAGGAAGGUCGUAUUAUAUGCGAAUCGAGCAGUAGCAAUCCAGCGGCCGAAAUGUCAUGGUGGAAGGGUGGAAUAUCGGUACCGUCGACGAAAAAUGGUACCAAAUCUGGUCUACACGGUGGUUACCUAUCUUAUGUGGAAUUGUCAUUGGAUUUAACCGAGGAGAUGAAUUGCGAGGUUUACACCUGUCAAGCUAGAAACGCUCAGAUGGAAAGAUCAAUACACGACGCUAUAACGUUACACGUUUUAUAUAAGCCGAUAUUUUCAACACUGGAUCCUUACGAAUUAACCGGUAUGGAAGGUGAACCAUUCGUAAUAUCCGUAUCAGCAACUGGAAAUCCUAAUUUGAUAACUUAUACAUGGACGAGAGAUGGUUUACCAUUGAGUAGUAGCGGUAAAAGGAUAACCGCACGUGGUCCAACGUUGAAUAUAACAAAAUUGGAACGUUACGACGCAGGAACUUAUACGUGCGAAGCCAUUAACGAGGAAGGGACUACGUUUUAUCCAUUGAAUUUGACCGUCCAAUAUCCGGCGAAAAUUUUACGAACGUCAAUGUCCGGCACCGUAUAUCCACCUGGAAUCGAGGCUAAAUUGUUUUGCGAGGUCGAUGGUAGCCCGAUAGGUGAUGAAUACGUGACCUGGCAGAAAGUAGGCUCAAACACAGAAUUACCAGGAAGAUAUUCAACGUCUUUUGCAAACAAAACGUCGUAUCUUCAUAUCGAACAUCCGGAUCAGGAAGACGUUGGGGAAUAUCGGUGCAAAGUUAACAAUGGAAUUGGCAAUGCCACCUCUAAACCGAUUUUAUUCAUAACCAAUUUUAAACCGGAGAUGAUGAAUACACCGCUUACGAGAAAGGCAGCGGCAAAUAAAGGAAUAAAUGCGCCGUUAUAUUGUAAAGCACGUGGAUCCCCAUUGCCACGUUUCACGUGGAUUUUCAACGGUAGAACAUUAUUGCCUAACGCGACGGAACACAAAUAUAGCAUAACCCAUAGCGACUUGUCCGAAUUAACGUCCGAGUCAACGUUGACGAUAUUCCACGUGAAGUCUCACGAUUACGGGAAAUAUGAGUGUCGUGCGGAAAAUAAAAUGGGCCAAUCGAUCGAUACAAUACAUUUGGAUGUAACGUCACCGCCUGACAAACCCUCAGAUUUGGAGGUUUACAAUGUUACCCAUGAUUCCGUAACGUUGACCUGGAAAAGGGGAUUCGAUGGUGGCCUACCAACGUCACAUCAAAUAAGAUGGAGACAAGCGUUGGAUUAUGAGAGCCGUUAUAGAUAUUUAGAUGUUUUACCGGGCGAAUAUAAAGCUGUAAUAUGCGGCCUAACACUCGGAACAUAUUACGUCUUUAGCGUGAAAGCUAUAAACGAAAAGGGCGAAAGCAGUUUUUUGCCCGAUCUUGUCAAGGUCCAAACAUUACGACCGAAUAACGUGGAAAACCUGCCAGACGUCCUCUUGGAAAGAGGGGACUUCCCAAUGAAUUAUAUCUAUACGUUCGCAGCAACCUCCGCCAUCUUUUUUAUCGUUAAUCUCUUCAUCAUGUUGUGGUACAUUGUGCGAAAGCGAAAUAAAGCUCGAUUAAACAAGUCGCAGACAGCUGAUAUGUAUGCCCCAUCGACCGUCAACGGUGACACUAUGACCGGCGAAUUAAGUUCCGUGUCCGAUGAGAAGAGCGACGUUAACUUCGACGCUAAUGAUUACGUGGACGAAGGACGAAAGACUGCAGCUAGUACAUAUUUAAUCGAUCAAACUAUGCAGGAUUUCGGGAAGGGUAGUUUAGAGAUGCAGGUACAUCAUCAAGGGACACUCGGUCGUCGAGGUAACCACGUGCCAGUAAUGAGUAUGGAUUCACCACCACAAAGAACAACAGCCAGUGGGACACUCUCGGUUUCGAAGUCGAGUUACAUCGGGAAUCCAAGUCCUGCGCCGCCCAACGACGUAAGCUUCUACAGUGUGGAAAUGGACAACGGCCGUUAUAUGGGAUAUGAGCCGAAUUCGAGCCCGGCACCGACAAUGGGCGAUCCGGGCUCGGGCAAUUAUUACCCUACCAUGCCAACAACGGGGGGACAUACGGGGCAACAUGCGAGCGCUGGUGGAACGGGUACGUUGACGCGUACCAGAACACUACCGCGCCCUGUACCACCCCCGGAUGUUACCGUGAUGACGGCGGGUACGAAAUCACUGAUACCACCCUCCGUACCACCGCCGCCGGCUACGUUUGCACGUGCGAACAACAACGGUGCACACAAUCAUGGUCACCCAUUAUCAACGUUCACACCGACGCCGGCCUAUUCCGACAUUGACGGCCAUCUUGUUUGAGGCUCACCGAUAUUCGGCCCAAGUUCGGUACGUGGUAAAUACCAUGCCGUACCUAGGGACGAAACAAGUUUGCCCGUAACCGAAAGGAGCACGCGACUUUAGGCACGGGUCUAAUAAAUAAAUAUUAUUUCAUUCAGAGACGAACUGAAAUUGGUCAGUAAUCUUAAGGGAAAGAAAAAAAAAACAGAGAGAAAGAGAGAGAGAGAGAGAGAGAGAGAGAGAGAGAGAGAGAGAGAGAGAGAAACUUUGAUUAAAGAGACGUCGAUUAUUAACAUCGUUAAUAUCGAAGCAAUGAAUGAUUAUUACAACAACAACAACAACAACAACUACUACUGCUACUACUAUUAUUACCACUACUACUACCACUAUUACUAUUACUACUACUAUUACUACAACUAUCACCUACUACUACUAUUACUACUACUACUACUACUACUACUACUACUACUACUACUAUUACUAUUAUUACGUUGCUUCUAUUCGCGUGUUACUUUCUUACGUUUACUCGGUUGUGCACGAUUGAACAGUUUUGCCGAUUACGGUAAAUCGUUAUUUGAUAAUGACACAGAGAAAGAUAGAAAGAAAGAGAGAGAGGGAGAGAGAAAGAGAAAGAGAAAGAGAGAAAUCAUUAAAUUGUACUGAUCAAAGUGCGACAAAUUAAUAUCGGUGGUUUAAUUAAAUAAAAAAAUAUGUGGCUUACGUGUGUAAAUAAUGUGACGAUGAUGGUGUUUUGGGCGUAGGAAAACUAUUUCGGAUCGGAUGGGACCCGAAUACGAUUAUUAUUGUUUACAAGUAUCAUCAUUUAAGAAGGACGAAGACGUGUUCGUGAUAACAAUAUGCGCGUGGACGAUUAGAUGUAGUUGCAUUUGCAUAUCAUAAAAAUCGUUCGUGCUUUAAUCGUCGAUAUCAUCGAACUGGCCGGAGUCGUCGAUCUUUACCGAGAAACUGGCAUCCUGGACACGCUGUGUAUGUGUGUACAUGUACGUGUGUGUGUGUGUGUGUGUGUGCGUGCGCACGUAUGCGUGUGUGCGUGUGUUUGUUUCGCGUGUAUGCGUCAACGUACGUAUGUGUAUGUGGUAUGCGUUUUAUUCGUAUGUAUGCGUGUGUUCAAACAUGCUAAUACGGAUUCUUUAUCUUCUCCGAGUGUAGUGAUAGAACAACAAAACAAAACAAAACAAAACGAAACAAAAAUAAUAAAAAAAGAAACUUACUCGAUUCCGAUCUCGACGAUCGUUUACGUCAUAAUCUAGCGAUCGUCGAUAUCGAUCAUUAAGAGUUUAACUCAUUAAAAAAUUUUAUAGUAUUAUUUACGGUUCGAUGAUGCAACGGGAGAACUCUUUUUUUCUUUUUUCUUUUUCUUUUCUUUUCUUUACUUUUUGUUUUUUUUUUGACUGGCUGGCUGGCUACUGUAAGAAGAAAGAAAGAAAGAAAGAAAGAAAGAAAAAAAGAGAAAGAAUGAGAGAAAGAAAGAAAGAAAGAAAGAAAGAAAUGACAAAUUUAAUAGUUAAGGUGACAACGUCAUUUUCAAAAUCGAUCAAUCGUGUAUACGUAAACAAAAACAAGGAUAAACGAAAAAUAGUUUUUCUUCAUCAAUUUUUGACUAAGAUCGGCCUAUUUUUUGCACGAAUGGUGUGGGUAUUUUGAGACUCGUCAUCUGAGAUUCCCUAAUUCCUAUCUUAAUCCCUACACCCUUAACCCAUCAACAACGACCCUCUCAACAUUCCUCUCGGGUUUUUUUUCUUUUUUUCUCCUUUUUUUUUUUAUUCUUUUUCUUCUUCUUCUUUAUCUUUUUGUUUUUUUGUUUUUUUUUUCUUUUUCGUUUUUCUAGUAAGCAAUACCUCUCGAAGAGAUUUAUUAAAAGCAAACGAAAAUGAAAAAGAGAAAGUAAUCCGUUCGAUUACAACGAUGGUGAUAAUUUGCACCAUAGAAAUUGAUAUGUGUAAUCUGACUCUUUACGAUCUGUCAGUGUACGUGGCAUAUGCCUACGCGUAAUAUCUGUCAUUAAGAGUGAAAUAAAAGGAAAAGAAGAGAAUACAAAAGAAAAAGAAAAAAAGAAAAAAAAAAAAAAAGAAAAAAAAAAAGAAAAAA
Messenger RNA from Vespa mandarinia (Asian giant hornet), 7958 nucleotides. It is a transcript of the gene sns, whose product is annotated as sticks and stones. Gene Ontology annotation, molecular function: cell adhesion molecule binding. Lineage: Eukaryota; Metazoa; Arthropoda; Insecta; Hymenoptera; Vespidae. Gene Ontology annotation, cellular component: plasma membrane; cell-cell junction. The record is from RefSeq and is a predicted model, not a curated record. Gene Ontology annotation, biological process: cell-cell adhesion.